Nannospalax galili (Upper Galilee mountains blind mole rat) is the source of this 570-nucleotide messenger RNA. It is a transcript of the gene CUNH4orf51, whose product is annotated as chromosome unknown C4orf51 homolog. NCBI's taxonomy places the organism in Eukaryota, Metazoa, Chordata, Mammalia, Rodentia, Spalacidae. The record is from RefSeq and is a predicted model, not a curated record.
AUGUCACACUUUUUCUAUCUGACUCCAGAAAUUCUCUUGCCCUUUAGCCCUUUAACUUCUGAAGAGUUCGAGUCGAUCAGACACAGGGCCCGAGCACUGUGGCAGGAUGAGACACGGUGGUCUGAUUCUUCAGCGACAACAAACUCAGGCAGUUACAAGGAAAAGCAACUGGAUGAGUCCACCAGCAACCGACUGGCUCGACGAGCAGGCCCCCAGAAGCUUGAAUAUAAAUAGAUGCCACUGAUGAAAAGCUCUGUCUACAGUCCCUACCAUGCUGGCUCCCAAGAGGCUGCAGAUGGCAAAGCAGGACUCCCCGAUAUAACAAGACCGUUGUAUAACUCACUCAACUUGAAGCACAAAGUGGCACACCAAAUUUGGGGUACUGAGGCUCAAUCUCCAGCACCUCUAAACUACAAAAAACCAUGUGUGAGACCCAAAAAGCCCAGCUUUGAGAUUCUCAUGGGUUACAAAAGUAGAGGGAAAAAGCUCCUGAAACAGUUUCAGCGACAAUGGGAUUAUGAAAGCAAGUUUGGCUCCUCCGAGGACUCAGAGGCGGAUCGAUAUUCCUGA